Molecule: messenger RNA, 1849 nt
Organism: Mytilus californianus (California mussel)
Lineage: Eukaryota; Metazoa; Mollusca; Bivalvia; Mytilida; Mytilidae
Product: polymerase delta-interacting protein 2-like
Exons: 11
Coding region: 36-986 (316 amino acids)
Biological process (GO): error-free translesion synthesis
Cellular component (GO): nucleus; mitochondrial nucleoid
Molecular function (GO): DNA binding
Source: RefSeq, a predicted model, not a curated record
AGAUAACUCAUGAAGAAAAACAUUGUCAACAUGCCAUGGCCAGUUUAAAUAUAAAAAGAACUUUCUGUUCUUUAUUUUCAAGAACUAAACAAUGUCAAGAGAAAUCACUCAAGUGCCUGUCCUCAGCGCCAAGUGUUGUGGAAGUGGGAAAACCAUGUGAGAAACAAAGUGCAGACAAAAGUUACAGCACAGGGCAGACAUUUCUCCACCAAUUGUUUGAUUAUAGAGGAGUUAUUUUGUACCCAUGGGUUGCAAAUGUUUACGAAAUGGAUCCAGAGAAAAAAUUUGCUAGCAAGAAGAAAGAAAUUUUUUAUCAAGCUUUGAUAGAUGAUCGAGAUCUUGAGUUUGCUAGAAAAUGGUUGAAAGAAGAAAAAGUGACCUAUUUACCAAGCAACAACACAAAAGGCCUGACAGCUAUACAAGGAUUAGAUUAUGUAGCUCACGAUGAUAUUCUGCCGUACACAGGAGUAGAUAACUGUCCAAUAGAACAUCCCUGUCUUUAUCAUUUUCUCAAGUAUGCGUCUUUCCAAAGUCCACAUUACAAAGGACAACCAAACUUGUAUAAACACCCAUGGUUAAAAGUUUAUGAUGUGUAUAGAGAAAUUUCAGAAAAUAUAAAAGUGACAGUUAUACCAGCUUUUAUGGGAAUAAAAGAUAAUAAUUAUUGGUGGAGGUAUACUAUACGUUUAGAAAAUUUAGGAUCAGAAACUGUGCAACUUAGACAUAGAUCAUGGAAAAUUUAUCCUAAGCCUGGUGCUCCAAUUAGAAAGAUUGGAAGAGGAGUUGUUGGGGAGGAACCAGUUUUAUCACCUGACUUUCCAUUCUUUCAAUAUAGCAGUCAUAUUUCUUUACAAUCUUCUAGUGGAUACAUGAGAGGCAACUAUGUAAUGGAAAAGCAAGAUCAAACAACAUUUAAAUGUAAAAUACCAAAUUUUUCUUUAGAAAGUACAAUAGACAUGGACAUUAAAAAUGACACAAUUGACUAAUAAAAUUACUAUUAUAUAAUUAUUGUAUCGCAAUUCUUGGUUUGAAUACUAAUAUUUUGCUGUAAAUUUAAUAUUAUUUGAGAAAGGCCAUGCUGUAAACAUUUUUGAUUUCAAUUGAUAUACAUAGAUUCUUCACAUUGGCACCAGUGGAUAAUCGGAUUUAUCCAAUCUAGAUAGAUAAACUAUUGAAAUUUCAACCCGAACUUUAGUAUUUGAUAAUUUAACUAUCCGAGAUCAGUGGCAAGGCUAAAUCUGAUAAUCCAGUAGUAACUAUUUAAAAAUCUGUUUCUUUAAUGAUUAUCAAAUGAAUUUUUAUUUUUGAUAAGCGAAAAUCCCCUUGAGUACCAUCUACAUGCUGGAUUUUUGCGUCAUACUAAUUGGUAUAAUGAUGCCAAUUUCUCUAACACCUGUUAUCACAAUUCGAUUCAUCCAGAGAGCUGAUAAAGGUUAUAACCUUUUAACUUAGCCAUUCAUCUCCUGAGAUCAUCGACAAUCACACGCUGAUUAGAUUUUUUUAAACAAUGGGUCCAGAGAGGGUAAAAUUGCCAAAGAAUUGGAGAAAUUAAAUUUAUUUGAAGAUUUAUGUGAUCAUAUAUAUAUGAGAUAGGGGAACUAUGUACAAACACCCUGUCUUUUUUGCUGUGUGAAAAUUGAAAUUGAAAACAAACUAUUAUUCCUCUUCUACUGCCUACCAAAUAGAAUUAAUGCAUUAGAGCUUGGAAAAAUGUAUGCAUUUAAAAUAAAAAUAAAUUUCCAUCAAAACAUGAUGUCAUACAAAUGAAAAAUCUCAAGCUAAAGGUUAUUUAGUUCCUUGUACAUCUUAAAUUUGGAAAAUACUUCAUUAAAAUGGAAUUUUAGGGGUA